AUGGAUACGUUUUUAAAUGCAAACUUUGCUUCUUUGGAUGAUCUCAAUUCAAUUGACAAAGUUAUUGCCACUAUUCAGCACAAGCAAGACAUCAACAGUAAAGAAAAAACGAGUUUAACAGGUCAAAAUGCAAGCACGCAAAGUAGAAUGACUAAGAUUGUUGGGGAAAUCCGCAGUCAGGUUGAAAGUGCAAUUAAAUCAAACGAUGUUGACAAGCUGGACUCACUAAUCAAAACAUAUGGAAAUCUAUCACUAUUGCAGGAUGUGAAAAAACAAAUGGUCGAGAAAAGACGUUUAUUGGUACUAAAGGACGUGUGCAUUUCCUUUUUGAAAAUUCAAAAAGAUAUAUCAGAUCUUAAAAACCUGGAUACAAUAAGCAACUCGAAUUAUGAUGAACAAUUAGAUAUUCUUACAGAUGUUUACAAACGGGUUGAACUUUACUACAAUAAUGAAGAGUAUAACACAGCAGAAUAUGGACAGUCCGUCAUAAGCAGCAUCAAAUCAUACAGAGAUCAACUAUUUAAUAGUCUAUCAUCAGUCAUAACUGUCAGAUUCAAGCCCGAAACAGAAAACGCAUUGAACGAAGAAUUAAAGGAUUUUGGCACUGAAAAGCAAAAGCCAAUAAAAAGCGCAGAGAUGAAAAAGAUAAUCCUCAAUUUCAUGAGACUUCUUAAACUUCAAACACUUGAUCCAAUAAAUAACAAUCCAACAUAUCCAAAAACAAUAUGGGCAGUGGAUUGCAUCUGCUCUGCUUUCAAGGUUAGAUUUGUUUAUCAUUUUGAAGGACCAACAGAAACCAAUCAGAUUUCAAAGCCAGAGUAUGCGCUUGAAUACAUCUUUGGUUACUUGAAGAAAAACCAGGAACUGGUACGUCUAACAUUUAGAGAUAUUUUUCACAAAUACUAUCCUAAGAUAUUGAUAGAAGACAGCUUUAUCACAUCGGUUUUAGCCAUCGCACGAAACAAAUUUAUACAUGAUCGGUCGCUUUGUGCUAAAAACGAACAGUUAUUAAACCAUCUCGUGUUUGAACUUCAGAAAUUUGACCGUAGAUUGGCGGAUGAAUUUAAUUAUCAUCAAAUUAUGGGACGUGACGAGUGGCCUGGGCUAACGUAUGAUCUCAUUCUUUCGGAUGAGCAGAUAUUUGCAAAAUGGCUAGAUGAUGAAAAACGAUUUGUCAAUCAUCGUUACGACGAAAUAAUUAAUGCUGAGCAAGCAUUUAGCAUAGACUAUGGAUUUGUAGAGGAAGGUCAGACUCAACCUACGAAAUCGGCAGAGAAUCUUACAAACUUGUUCGAUGGAAUAACGCUAAGUUAUGAAGACUUGCCUUUAAAAUACCAGCUCAAGUUUCUCAGUGAUGUUCAAUUAAAAUUGUUGAAUUUCUACUAUGAAAUCCUCUCGCAAGGACUUAAUGCAUUGGAUUCCGUGAAGAGAACAGAUGACAUAAGCUAUAUCGAGCGUUUAUGUCGAAUAUGGUGCUCGGCGAAAUUCAUGGUAGCAGCAAUGCAGAAGUGGGGUGAAAAACCAAUAUUUGUUGAACUCUGGAAUGCAAUAAACCCUAAUAACAAUUGUGCUAAUACAUUUUUCGAUUCGGUGGUAUCAGGUUACCAGAGAGGGGUGCUUAGUAAAAUAACGGAAAAGCUUAAAACACAUAUAGAGAGACAACUAAACAGGACCAUGAAGGAAUACUUCCAAAACAACACAUCCUGGAAUAAUUUGGAGGAUGUGAACUCACAAUGCCAAGAAUUGCAACUUCCAAUAGAGACAUUGCGAAAAGAUUUGGAAUUCUUGAGAAAGUGCUUGUUUGUUGCGGAAUUCAGGUCUGCAAAGCAAAUAUUUUCGAGUGUCAUAUCCACGUAUUUCGAGAAGAAUUUCAUUUGGUGUAAUACAUUCAGCAAACCUGGUGCCUCCCAGUUGAAAAUGCACAUUGACAUGCUUUAUGAUAACUUGAACAUUACCAGGGAUUACAAGCACUACUAUAGAAUAAUAGAUAUGCUUGAUGUCCUUGGAUCCGAUACCAUAGAGUAUUCGCAGCAUCAUGUGAUAUCAAGAAAGGACAUAUCCGACUUGAUGCUCAGGAAAGCAUGA
Brettanomyces bruxellensis is the source of this 2085-nucleotide messenger RNA. RefSeq lists its product as uncharacterized. The record is from RefSeq and is a predicted model, not a curated record. Gene Ontology annotation, cellular component: Dsl1/NZR complex. Gene Ontology annotation, biological process: regulation of ER to Golgi vesicle-mediated transport; endoplasmic reticulum to Golgi vesicle-mediated transport; retrograde vesicle-mediated transport, Golgi to endoplasmic reticulum. The transcript has a single exon. Lineage: Eukaryota; Fungi; Ascomycota; Pichiomycetes; Pichiales; Pichiaceae. The coding region runs from base 1 to 2085 and encodes 694 amino acids.